Molecule: messenger RNA, 1464 nt
Organism: Pseudomassariella vexata
Lineage: Eukaryota; Fungi; Ascomycota; Sordariomycetes; Amphisphaeriales; Pseudomassariaceae
Product: short-chain dehydrogenase
Exons: 2
Coding region: 387-1235 (282 amino acids)
Molecular function (GO): oxidoreductase activity, acting on the CH-OH group of donors, NAD or NADP as acceptor
Source: RefSeq, a predicted model, not a curated record
GCAGUUGCAAGGGUUUAAUUCACUGUCGGAUAGCGGGAUGUAUUCCACCGAGGUCCUGGAAAGCCCCCCACUUGACUGAGUGAUGGUGGGGCAAACGCGGGGCAGCUUGGAAGCUUGCCCCGUUACUUGACUUGCGCAACUCACGAUGCGGGGCACGUAUUUGUGUCGCAGCAUAUUGGAUGUUGUGGUAUUGCGGAAGUCGGAGGAGCUUGUGGAUGGGGGGACAUAUAAAGCUUUCUUGGGUCUCGUCGGUUUCCGUUCUGACCAUGCUACACAUUAUAUUCUGUCUUACCCUGUUCAGUUGCGAAUCUGUCCCAUUUCCUAGUCUCCCCUGUAGUCGCUCACUUACACGGAAAUAAGCAAGUUUACUUGAAUUGUCUCUGAAAAUGAGUCGACCUCUGGAAGGCAAGCUUGCCAUCGUAACAGGCGCAUCACGAAAUAUCGGCGUAGCAAUAGCAACCAAACUCGCCUCGUACGGCGCCAAUGUUGUCAUCGCAUACACUUCACCCUCCUCCAAGACUCUCGCCGAGUCUCUCUCGGAAGCGCUAUCCUCCACACACAACGUCAAGACCCUCGUAGCCCAAGCCGACCUGGGCACGCCCGAAGGACCGAAACAGCUCCUCGAUGCUACCAAAGCCGCGUUCUCCUCCGCAGACGGCAAAUUCCAACUCGACAUCCUCAUCAACAACGCCGGCGUAGCGCACAACAACCUCCUCCCGAACGUUACCAUCGACGACUUCGAGAAAUCCUACCGGAUUAACGUCCUGGGCCCCCUUUUGCUGACCCAAGCCGCCGAGCCUUAUCUUCCACACGACCGUUCCGGCCGCAUCGUCAACCUGUCCUCGGUUUCGAGCAGCACGGGAUUCAUCGAGCAGUCCGUAUACGGCGGGACCAAAGCCGCCCUUGAGGCCAUGACGCGUACCUGGUCCCGCGAGCUCAGCGAGCGCUGCACCGUUAAUGCUAUCAACCCUGGUCCCGUGCUGACGCCCAUGUAUGACAGGAAUUCGGAUGAUUUCAAGAGGGAGAUUAAAGGCUGGAUUGAUCAUGCGCCGCUGAUGAGGGCGAGGAGAGGGGUGGAUAGUGACGAGAUAGUGAAGGAUGCUGAGACGAGCGGGGGGAGGCCAGCGUAUUGCGACGAGAUUGCGGGUAUUGUGGCCAUGCUGUGUGGGAAUGACUCAGCUUGGUGUACGGGACAGGUUGUUUGUGCGAACGGAGGGAUGUUAAUGUUGCAUUGAACAGGAAUAGGGGUCAGGGUUUAGGGUUAGGGUCCUCAUUUUUGAGUUGAAUGUGAUGGAAUCUAGUCAACCAGACAAUGCUCGCGAGCUAUAACUCUGAAUAAACAAAGUACAAUGUCAGAAAUAUGGCGUGUUGCUCAGAUUUCGACAGACAUACCUAGGCUGGAGAAGGGUCAAUGUUCAGAUAUGAGGAACUACUCAUCCGUCUCAUCACAAAUUAUGAAUUCGG